AUGUUCAAGGCUGUUGUGGGAGUGAAGGAGUGGAAGAACAAGUACUCCAAACUAGCCCUGAAAGAAGCCCACAGCACUCCCCCAGAGCUGCAAGGCCCGGUCCAGACAGGACUCUCCACCCUCCUGGAGCGCGGCUGCUUGUUCCGGGACCUGGUCCAGAUGAAAGGUAAAGACAUGUUCACACCAGUGUCCUGUGUUCUCAUUGGAGCUCCGGGACACACCUACAAAUACCUGAACACCAGGCUCUUCAACAUCCCCCUGGCCUGCUUCUGGGCAGGGGUCAGGUACUGUGACGAUGAGGUGGCCAGGGCCUGCCAGGCUGUGAAAGACUUCAACGACUACCUGUGCGUGGAAGCAGAGAGAUGUCUGACACGGCGUGAAGGAGCGCAGAGCACAGCGGAGACAACCGCAAGUGUCACGAGGGAAAAGGAAAGAGAAGCGAAUAACAGAACUGUGUUUAACGUGACACUGCUGAAUUACAUGGACCGCGCUGGAAUGAGCUACUUGAAAGAGGAGCCGUAAUUUGGCAUGGGGAGGACGGCGGUGAGCUGGCAUCACGAUGAGAACCUGGUGGAUCGCUCGCCGGUGGCGGUGUGAAGCUACAGCUAUAAAGGUAACUCAGACGCAGAGAGCUGCUCCACGGAAGGGGAUGAGAAGCCAGUGUCUGGGCGGGACUGCACUGUGUGGCAUGUUGCUCUGAAGGUGACCUGGGACGUCCACACUGCCGGCCCGGCACUGCCCCAUCACUCUGGGGACUGCUACUUCAUGCUCAAUGAUCUGAAUAUGACCCACCAGCACUGCGUCCACGCUGGGGCGUGUCCCCGAUUCAGCUCCACACACCGCGUGGCAGAGGUGGUGUUUGAAUGGCUCAGGCAGUACUGGUUUCAAGGCCGGUGCUACGCAAAGAUCAGCGACUGGUGGUGCACACCCAUGGAGAGGCUGGAGGAGUGCUGGAGAGAAAUGGAGCUGAUGGUGAGUGAGGGGAGGCACUGCGAUCACAUUGCACACACAAGCACAACCAUGCAGAUAUAACACUGAAACUGAACGCCAAGACAGAGGUGUCUGCCAUGCUGCGUUCCCACAACCAGACUGUCACAGCUAGAUCAUUAACUUGGCUACUAAAGUAUAACAUCCAGCUCUCCUGACCUUGUGGACUUCUUGUGUUUAAAUGCUUUAAACCCAUUUAAUUUGUUUUAAUGUUUAAGUCUUUCUUCGCAUAUCCGUAUGCUUAGCAAUAGAAUGCUCUCUGUCUGUUCUAAAACAUUACACAGUAUGGAAAGGGAUUCAGAAGCAAAAAGCAAAACCAAAAAGAGUUCUCCCAGGCUGUUUCCCUGCGACUGUUGUGACAUUACCAUGUGUCUCUAAUUAGAGCCAGGGUGCCGUUCGGGGUUUCUGAUUUCAACAGGCCCCAGGGUGCUGCUUGUCAAGAACCUGAGGGGUUUUCUAACAGACAGAAGCUGCUUCCGAUCCUAAUUUAAGCUUUGCUUUUAUACGUGAUUCCAUUUAGCGCAUUCGUUGCCAUUUAUUUUGGCUAUUGCAGAUGACAGCUACCAGCGCUAAUUGAAAGUGGCUGAGAAAGCA
This is a messenger RNA of Acipenser ruthenus (sterlet), 1581 nucleotides long. Its product is annotated as alpha-ketoglutarate-dependent dioxygenase FTO. NCBI's taxonomy places the organism in Eukaryota, Metazoa, Chordata, Actinopteri, Acipenseriformes, Acipenseridae. Gene Ontology annotation, biological process: regulation of multicellular organism growth; RNA repair; DNA alkylation repair. The record is from RefSeq and is a predicted model, not a curated record. Gene Ontology annotation, molecular function: mRNA N6-methyladenosine dioxygenase activity; broad specificity oxidative DNA demethylase activity; ferrous iron binding.